AUGACGCGCCCGAAGCGGCCUCCGCCUCCUUUCUCUCGCGUUCCUCCUCCACGUGGCUCCGGAGCGGCGGAUCUGGCACGGCUCUGCGGCGCCCCCGAGCGGCCAAGCCCGAGAGGAGCUCAGCCGGGGCCGCCGCCGCCGCCCCCCAACCCCAGCGCCACCAUGGUGGGCAAGGCGAGGAGGUCCCGGGCGGCGAGCGCCACGCGCAAAAGCCUCCCGGACUCCGGGAGGAAGAAGCCGCCCGCCCCGCCGAACCUCCCCCUCCGGGAUCGGGCCUCCAAAGGCAAGGGGGCGCCGAGCAAGAAGCCCCCGAACCCGGAGAUCCCCGAAGCGGAGCCCCCCGAGGCGGCAGCGGCGGACGACCGCGGCGCCCUGGCCCUGGGGGCGCAGACUGAGCGCUGGCUCCAGUUCCAAAAGCGCCAGCGGGUGAGCUGCGAGGAGGCGGCCAAGCUCUUGCUGGAUACCUUCGAGUACCAAGCUCUGGUGAAACACACAGGGGGGUGCCACUGCGGAGCCGUCCGUUUCGAGGUCUGGGCUUCGGGCGACCUCCACGUCUUCGAUUGCAAUUGCAGCAUCUGUGCUAAGAAGCAAAACCGGCAUUUCAUUGUUCCCGCUUCUCGCUUCAAGUUGCUGAAGGGCGCUGACAACCUCGCCACGUACACCUUCAACACCCACUGCGCCCGGCACACUUUCUGCAAGACGUGUGGCGUCCAGAGCUUCUAUACGCCCCGCUCCAAUCCAGAUGGCUACGGAAUCGCCCCGCACUGCCUGGACGAAGGCACGGUGAACAGCAUCACCGUGGAGGUGAUCAAUGGCAAGCAGUGGGAGGAGGCCGUGAAAGCUCACCCCAGCAUACGGAGUAUGUCGAAACCGUGACCCCGCCAAUCCCAGCAGCAUAGGUGCCCCCAGCUGGUCACCCC
Molecule: messenger RNA, 920 nt
Organism: Elgaria multicarinata webbii
Lineage: Eukaryota; Metazoa; Chordata; Lepidosauria; Squamata; Anguidae
Gene: CENPV
Product: centromere protein V
Exons: 6
Coding region: 1-876 (291 amino acids)
Molecular function (GO): carbon-sulfur lyase activity
Source: RefSeq, a predicted model, not a curated record